Messenger RNA from Rhinolophus ferrumequinum (greater horseshoe bat), 812 nucleotides. Its product is annotated as non-secretory ribonuclease. Lineage: Eukaryota; Metazoa; Chordata; Mammalia; Chiroptera; Rhinolophidae. Bases 158 to 646 code for a protein of 162 amino acids. Gene Ontology annotation, biological process: chemotaxis; innate immune response in mucosa. The record is from RefSeq and is a predicted model, not a curated record. Gene Ontology annotation, molecular function: nucleic acid binding; RNA nuclease activity. The transcript has 2 exons.
AUCUGAAACUCAGACCCCUCUUGGCUCUGCUGGCCCCACCCACAAGGCAUGCUCUAUAUAUCCAGUCGCCAGGACUGGGGAGACCAGCUGCCCCUGAAUCCCAGGACAACCGGCUGGAUCUGUUCUCACAGCAGACAGAGCACAGAGACUGGCAAACAUGAUUCCAACACAGCGGGAUUCCCAGCUUUGCCUCCUUCUCCUGCUGGGGCUCUUGGGGAUGGCAAUCUCCUUCCAUGGAGCACCCGGCAAUCUAACAGCAACUCAGUGGUUUUAUACUCAACACAUAAAUAUGACCAACCCUCAAUGCAACAUCGCAAUGCAGCCGAUUAAUUAUCUUUAUUUUGGUGUUUAUGGGACAUGCAAACGCAUAAAUACUUUCCUCCAUACAACAUAUGCUACUGUAGCUAAUAUUUGUAUGACCCCAAAUGUAACCUGCCCUAGUAGCCACUAUACAAAUUGUCAUAAUAGCUCAACUCAAGUGACGGUAACCAACUGCAACCUCACAGGCCGCUCAACAACUUAUAGGAACUGCAGAUACAGCACAAGCCAAGCACAGAAGAUCUACAUUGUUGCCUGUGACUGCAGAACUCGACGGGACAAUCCAGCAUACAUGAAGGUUCCAGUUCACCUGGAUUGGCUCAUCUAGGCUCUGAGUCAGCACUUUGUGCCAAGCCCCACAGUCACAGCCAAGGUCACAUCCUACCGUGUACCUUAGAUGUCAGCAUCAGUCCUCAUCACCAGCCCCCAUCCCCCUUAAAGCUUUGCUGAGCUGAAGCUCCUGUGCUCCUGCAAUAAACUUCUUUGCAGAAUCA